Staurois parvus is the source of this 359-nucleotide messenger RNA. The record is from the annotation of a GenBank genome assembly. NCBI's taxonomy places the organism in Eukaryota, Metazoa, Chordata, Amphibia, Anura, Ranidae.
CACGGAUAGGCGGCACUGAUAGGCAGCACUAAUGAGGUGUCACGGAUAGGCGGCACUGAUAGACAGCACUGAUAGGUGGCACCGACUGGCAUCACUGCUGGGCUGGCACAACCACUGGGCACUGACUGGCAGCACUGCUGGGCUGCACUGGUGGGUGGCACUGGUGGGCCCAGGUAGGUGGCACUGGUGGGCACAUGUGGGUGGGCACAGGUAGGUGGCACUUCGGAGCACAGGUGUGUGGCACUGCUGGGUGGCACAGGUGGGUGCACUGCUGGGCACAGGUGGGUGCAUGCUGGGCACAGGUGGGCGGAACUGGUGGGUGGCACUGCUGGGCACCGAUCAUCAGGGCACUGAUCAUC